AUGGCUCAACACAUUCAUUCACCACAAGAAUUCAAUCAAGUUCUCUCCUCCAGCAGUACUGCCGCCAAAGUGGUGAUGGCAGAUUUCUAUGCAAAUUGGUGCAGUCCUUGCCGACAAAUCGCUCCGACUGUUGAACAAUUGGCAACCCAAUAUCAACACUGUAUCAAUGUUGUUAAAGUUAAUGUGGAUCAUCAUGAUGAACUUGCUGAUAAAUAUCAUGUGAAUCAAAUGCCAAGUUUUAUCUUUCUCAAGGAUGGUAAAGUUGUGGACCGUUUUAUUGGUAAUAAUCCAACCAUGUUGAGAGAGGCAAUGCAAAAGAAUUGUUUCACCAAUUAAUUAUUAAUUUUGAAAUUAUUGAUACGAUUUAAAUAUUAGAGAGGAAUCACAAAGAUGAUAAUAAUAUCUGUUAUUUGUUGUGCAUUGUAUGGUGGAAGAGAGAAUCAAAUAAUGGAAGAGAUUUUGGCUUUCGGAAUACUUUAUAAAUCAUAAUUUGAUAUAA
Naegleria gruberi is the source of this 499-nucleotide messenger RNA. Its product is annotated as thioredoxin. Gene Ontology annotation, molecular function: protein-disulfide reductase activity. The coding region runs from base 1 to 336 and encodes 111 amino acids. NCBI's taxonomy places the organism in Eukaryota, Heterolobosea, Eutetramitea, Acrasida, Naegleriidae. The record is from RefSeq and is a predicted model, not a curated record. The transcript has a single exon.